UCAGUAAGUUUGCAGGAAUCAUUUCUCAGCAUCUUGGACAAAUCUUUAAACCAGGCAAAUUUGCAGAUGCUUAUACAGGAAAUGAAAGGGCCGUUCUCCGCAAAGUAAAGGAGAUCUGAGGGGAAAAUUUAGAAAAUUCUUAUCCAGAGAAAGAGGAGUGAUAAUAAUGAAGUCUGGGUUCUGACUGCUGUGUGAAACAGUUAAAGUCAUAGGAGCAAAAAUCGUAUGCAUUUCAAUUGAGUUACUUGAUUUUCCAUAUAUAUAUUUUUAAUCUGUAUUCAUUUAUGCUUUUUUAAAUUUAGAAUUAAUUAUCCAUUUUUUUCUCUUCCCCAGAUUGGAUGGAGUUCAGAAGGAAUUUAACCAUGAGAAAUCAUACAAUGGUGAUAACAUUUAUUCUUCAAGGUCUGACUGAUGAUCCAAAUUGGCAAAUAGUGAUUUUCCUUUUUCUAUUUCUAACAUAUUUAUUGAGUGUCAUUGGAAAUCUGACCAUUAUCCUGCUCACUCUACUGGAUUCCCACCUCAAAACACCUAUGUAUUUCUUCCUUAGGAAUUUUUCAUUCUUAGAAAUCUCAAUGACUUCAGUCUGUAUACCUAGACAUCUGUUCAGCAUAAUGACUAUGGAUAAAACGAUUUCCUAUGAUGCUUGUGUGACACAAUUAUUUUUUGCCAUCUUCUUGGGCGCAUCAGAGUUUUUCCUGUUGGCAGCCAUGUCCUAUGACCGCUAUGUGGCCAUCUGCCAACCCCUUCACUAUGCAACAAUCAUGAGCAGCAGAGUCUGCACCCGGCUGGUCGUUACCUCCUGGGUGGCUGGGUUGUUAACAAUCUCUCCUGCGCUCAUUAUGGGCCUAGGAUUGGAGUUCUGUGAUGCCAAUGUUAUUGACCACUUUUUGUGUGACUACGCUCCUGUCCUGAAACUCUCCUGCACUGACACACGGGUCAUUGAAUUGCUAAGUUUUAUCUUAGCAAUUUUCACACUGCUGAUUACAUUUGCUCUGGUGAUACUCUCCUAUGCAAAUAUUGUAAGAACUAUUCUGAAGAUCCCUUCUGCCCAGCAGAGGAAGAAGGCUUUUUCCACCUGCUCCUCGCAUAUGAUUGUUGUCUCUAUCUCUUAUGGCAGCUGCAUUUUUAUGUAUAUAAAACCUUCUGCAGAGGACAGGGUAGCUUUAAACAAGGGAGUAGCCGUGCUCAACACUUCAGUUGCCCCUGUCCUAAAUCCUUUUAUAUACACCCUAAGAAACAAACAAGCAAAACAAGCCUUGAGGGACAUCAUUAAAAAAUGCAUCUUUAUUAUCUCAAAAUAGAAUCUUUGACUUUUAUAAAACCUUUUUUAGAAUAAAAAUAGCUUGCAAUAGCUAACCAAAACCAAACCAAAUCUGUUGCCUUAGGGUUGACUCAGACUCAUGGUGACCCUAUAGGAUAGAGUAGAACUGGCCUAUAGGGUUUCUAAGGAGUGGCUGGUAGAUUA
Messenger RNA from Loxodonta africana (African savanna elephant), 1465 nucleotides. RefSeq names its product olfactory receptor 6C74-like. NCBI's taxonomy places the organism in Eukaryota, Metazoa, Chordata, Mammalia, Proboscidea, Elephantidae. Gene Ontology annotation, cellular component: membrane. Gene Ontology annotation, biological process: G protein-coupled receptor signaling pathway. The record is from RefSeq and is a predicted model, not a curated record. Gene Ontology annotation, molecular function: olfactory receptor activity; G protein-coupled receptor activity. The coding region runs from base 339 to 1301 and encodes 320 amino acids. The transcript has a single exon.